AUGAGUCAGUCGCUCGACCUUCAGGAGCAAGCAAGAUCACCAAGGAGCUUCAGACGGAUCGUCUACCAACGCUCGAAUACGGAAAGUAAUGCUAUGCUACAAGCAGCGAUCGUGGGCGCGUUUGCGGGAAACCUUGCGUACGCCGUCAGCUUUGUCUCGUCUUGCGUUCUUGGACCUCCAGUCGGACUCAAGCCUUGCGACCUCGGACUCUUGCAAGCCGUAGUCGAUAUGUGGGCUUACCGCCCUCUUGCCGAGGUGCAGGCCAAACUCGACGGAUACGCGCACAAGGUGUAUCCCGGAGCGGAAGUGUUUCUGCGCGAAGUUCCGGUAAGCGAAGGCGACGCGCUAUUUGACUCGCGCUUUUGCCACACUCCACGGCAGGGUGUGGCUACCCCUCGAGCACGCAUAUCUGAGCUGUCGACGUCAGAUCUUACAGAUGAGCGCGCCGAGAACGAAGGCAGCAGCGGCGAGGCCAGCAGCAGAAAUGGCGAGGCUUAUUCGCACUUCGCAAAUACAGUACCUUCGGUCAUCUCUGACGAGCUGCCCGGAGAGACCAUCGAUACAGCAACAGGUGCGGCAGAAAUGGUGGGAAGGGUUCAAGAGCUACCGAAUCGGGAGUCACAACAAGCUGAGGCAUCGACGAUCCAGGAGCUCGACGAACCGGAGAUAGGACCCAUGCCAUCACAGUCCAAGGGCAAAGGUCGACUCGUAAUUCCCGACGCGCCGUUGGACACCGCUGAAGUGGAGGAUGCAGCAGUAGAGGCUGCUUCCACGUCUGCCGCACCGAUACAAGAAGCCCAGCUUUUGAGGUCAGCUCACCGACAAAAUCCACACCCGGCUAUCUGCAUAAGCGUCCAUCUCCCGCAGGAUGCACAGCCAGAAAGUAGCUAUAAUUCUGGGACCAGAAGCUUUAACGAGCCCUCAUGCAGCGCCCUUGAGCUUUCUCGCGAGCAGCGAUGGCACGAGAACGAUGGCCAAGAUGCACGGCGGCGGAGACUCAUCUGGCUGUCAGAAACCAGAGAUCAAGAGCGGCUCAGAGCAGCCGUGGUGCGGUACCUGCCAUCGGCCGUAGCAAUCUCAUUCGACAACGAAGCUAACGACCACGUUAGAGCCUACUUUGCCGAGCGUUUCUCAAGACUCCUCGAGCGUUAUCUGCAAUAUCAACAGAGCCUCGGUGCAGAUCUCCAGACGUUGGAGCCUCGCAUUGAUCAAAUUUUCAUAGAAUUCGUGGAGACUGCAGUUAUCCUCACCUGGAGACAGCUGCCUCACAUCUCAGCGUCUGUUCGAUGCUACCGUUUCGGAAGGUUUCUUGGUCACGUAUGGUACAUGUCCGGCUUUGCGCUCGCAGCCAGCAAAUCCUUUGGUGCCGACCUCGCUCUACUCGACACCGAAUUGCUAGGUUUGGCGGCCCUCGUCUUCUGGAUGGUGGAUUGGUCCCGCCGUGAUAGGGCGUCAAUGCAAACACCAUCACCUGAAGGGCUACGGACAGCCGCCAGCUUUGAUGAUUUGAUGUCAAAGGUUGAAUUUCGACGCAUGUUUGGUUCGAUCUUUGACGAACGUAUCAUCAUAGCUAUGUGGGACAACAUCGAAGCCGAACUCCCAAGGAUCGAGAUAAACAACAAUACCGAAAUAAUCGCAUUACUUUGUGCCGUAGGAUCACCCGCCGGUCUUCAGCACUUCGUCAGACAAGGCGAAUGUAUUGCUGCAGGCGCGAUCGAUGAGUGCAAUGACCUCAGGCGCGUUUUGACCUCAAGCCUACCGCGACUUUGGCAAGACGCCGCAGCCCCAGGUGUCGAAGCCCAGGACUGA
Messenger RNA from Ceraceosorus bombacis, 1809 nucleotides. The record is from the annotation of a GenBank genome assembly. NCBI's taxonomy places the organism in Eukaryota, Fungi, Basidiomycota, Exobasidiomycetes, Ceraceosorales, Ceraceosoraceae.